UUGAUUUUAAUGGCCUCAAUUAUAUUGCCCAUUUUGCCACUGCUAAAUGUGCUCGCCCUCUAUUUUGUUGUGCUAAUUACUAUGUUCUGACUGCUGAUUCAGGCAGCAAGCUCGUGGUAAUGGAGUCUUCGAGCUAGCUAGGAUGUUUACUGUAAACGCCAUGCUGACUACAAUCUUCUGCUUCUUCUUGUUAUGUUUUCCAUUUCUUUGCUCUGCAAGAGAUAACAUAACAUGGAACAGUUCCAUUACUGAGUUCCCAAAAGAAACACUUGUUUCUGCUGGAGGAAGAUUCGAGCUAGGAAUCUUUACUCCAAAUGAUGGAAGCAGAAGAUACGUUGGGAUAUGGUACUACAAGUCCAAUCCAAGAACUGUUGUAUGGGUUGCUAAUCGCCAGAGUCCGCUUGGCGGUUCCGAUGGGGUUUUUGCCAUUGGAAAAGAUGGCAACGCCGUGGUCUUAGAUGGAAAUAACAAGAGUUACUGGUCGACGUCGUCGUCGACCGUUCAAGCUAGAAAUUCGUCAUAUACCAACAGGAUGUUGAAGCUCCUGGAUUCUGGGAACCUGGUUCUAUUGGAAGAAAAUGGAAUUAACAAUACAGUGAUACAGAUCUGGCAAAGCUUUGAAAAUCCGACUGACACAUUUCUUCCCGGUAUGAAGAUGGAUACAAACAGGGCGUUGACUUCAUGGAAAAGUAUUGACGAUCCGAGUCCGGGGUAUUUCACGUUCCAGCAAGACCAAGAUGGACAAAACCAUUAUUCAAUCCGGAAAGAAGGGUCAAUCCUAUUCUGGCAAAGCAAGGUCUCGGGCGAUUUCAUUGCCUCCAAUGACGAUGAACUACUCGCUUUGGUAUUUUCAGGAGAUUUCCCUUCCGAAAAGCAGGAUAUGAGGCUGGUUAUGGAUCACUCGGGGAAGAUACAGUAUUAUAUUGCGGUAAACGGCACGACAGAGUGGUCGCUUUUAGAUAAGGAUCAGUGGGAUUUGCAUUGGUGGGAGCCAAGAAACAGAUGCAGUGUGUACAAUGCUUGUGGAAAUUUUGGUAGCUGCAAUAGUAGGACGAAGUCGCUCUGCAAGUGUCUCCCUGGGUUUCGGCCAAAAUCUCCAAACAAAUGGAAUUCCAGGGAUUUUUCAGAUGGGUGCGAAAGAGUUUCAUCCAUAUGCGACGAGAAUGUUGAAAGUGACGACUUCCUGAGCCUGAAGAUGAUGAAAGUGGGAAAGCCGAAGGAUAUAUUUCACGUUCGUAAUGAAUCAGAUUGUGCAAAUGGAUGUCUUCUCAACUGCAACUGCCAAGCUUAUUCAUAUACUGAAAACACAAGACAGCGAUAUGAUAGUCAAGGUAAAAGCUAUACUUGGGGGGAUCUUGAUAAUCUCUGGGAGAAUUUCACUGGUGGCCGUGACCUCUCUGUCCGGGUGGCAGCUUCUUAUAUAGGAUCGAGAAAAAGAACUUGCAAGCCAUGUGGGACUAACUACAUUCCAUAUCCAUUAAGCACUGCACUAAACUGUGGUGAUCCCUCGUACUUCAGCUUUGACUGCAACAUGGAAAAUGGCACCCUAAGCUUUAUUACACCCAAUGUCAACUACAGUGUCACCAGGAUCAAUCAAGAAAGACUUACAUUUGCCAUCCAAGUCAAAGAUGCACUUAACUGUUCAUCAGCUACUGAUUCAGCGGGCAAAAUUCUGCAGCUCAACCAUUCCUUGCGGUUUAAAGUGAGCAGUGGGUGCAAUGAGUCGAGUAACUCCAUUUCAGAUCCUCCUUUUGAAGAUAGCGUGAUAAGAGAAAUAGAAAUUGGAUGGGAACAACCAUCGGAGCCAAAAUGCAGUUCGUUGGAACUCUGCACCGAUUGGGAACAUACGACUUGCAGGGACAGGAAAGAUGGACAUGGUAACUGCCGUUGCAGUGGACCCUACAGAUGGGAUCCCGUUAAUGUCAACUGCACUUCAGUCCCUAGUUCCUCUGGACCUGAUGAAGGGUCUUCACAGAAGAAGAAUAAGCAGCUAUCAUAUCGUAUUUUCGUGGGGAUUCUUGCAACUAUAAUUGUCAUCUUAUGUAUAAUUUUUUCAGGACACUAUUUGAAAAGAAGACGAGUGGCCAAUAGACAAGAUAACAGGGGAAGCAAUCAGGGAAGCAUCGCAUUGUACUUGUACGACAUUGAGAGACGUGUCAAAGAUUUUAUAAAUUCAGGUGAGUUUAGAGAAGAUGAUAAGAAAGGCAUAGAUGUACCAUUUUUUGCUUUGGCAACCAUACUAGUUGCUACAGACAACUUCUCAGAGGCAAACAAGCUUGGACAAGGAGGGUUUGGGCCUGUUUACAAGGGUAAGUUUCCAGGAGGACAACUUAUUGCUAUAAAAAGGCUGUCACAAGGUUCAGGACAAGGCUUAGAAGAAUUUAAGAAUGAGGUUAUGUUGAUUGCCAAACUUCAGCAUAGGAAUCUUGUUAGACUUUUGGGCUAUUGCAUUGACAGAGAUGAAAAGAUGUUACUCUAUGAAUAUAUGCCCAACAGAAGCCUAGACUCCUUCUUAUUUGAUCGAACACUAUGUGUGUUACUAAACUGGGAGAUACGCUUUGACAUCAUUUUGGGAAUCGCUCGAGGGCUGCUUUAUCUUCACCAAGAUUCUAGGCUGAGGAUCAUUCAUAGAGAUUUGAAGACAGGUAACAUUCUGCUGGAUGAGGAGAUGAACCCCAAGAUUUCUGACUUCGGCUUGGCAAGGAUCUUUGGAGGCAAACAAACUGAGGGAACCACGACCAGGGUAGUAGGGACUUACGGCUACAUGUCUCCUGAAUAUGCAUUGGAUGGGUUUUUCUCAUUCAAAUCUGAUGUCUUCAGCUUUGGUGUGGUUGUACUUGAAAUUAUCAGUGGGAAAAGGAACACAGGAUUUUUCCAGUCAGAAAGGUCUUUGAGUCUUCUAGGCUAUGCAUGGAAAUUGUGGAAAGAAGACAGGGCAUUGGAUUUAAUGGACCAGACAAUACUUGAGAGUUGCAACACAAACGAAUUUUUGAGGUGUGUCAAUGUUGGACUUUUAUGUGUACAAGAAGACCCCAGUGAUCGUCCCACUAUGUUGAAUGCAGUUUUCAUGCUUGGGAAUGAAACUGCAACUCUCCCAACUCCUAAACAACCAGCCUUUGUUGUAAGGAGAUCCCUUUCUAGCACAGGUUCUUCUUCUAGUAAACCACGAACAUUUAAUGAAUUAACAGCUACCAUUGAAGAAGGUCGAUGAUGAUGGAAGUUCUCAUCAUGAGUCCUGUUUUCUCUCCACCAGUUUCUACUACUUCAUCAGUGGAACUUCUUUUAUUUGUUUCCCAUCUGUUUGAAUUAACCUCCUAGUAGUUGUUUUUCUCCCCUGUUUUCUGAUUAGAAUGUCUGUGAAUCUGGCUCCAUUGUGUUUGUUAUUUAAUCCUUUCAUUAGUACA
Messenger RNA from Alnus glutinosa, 3404 nucleotides. Its product is annotated as G-type lectin S-receptor-like serine/threonine-protein kinase At4g03230. The coding region runs from base 143 to 3211 and encodes 1022 amino acids. The transcript has 8 exons. Lineage: Eukaryota; Viridiplantae; Streptophyta; Magnoliopsida; Fagales; Betulaceae. Gene Ontology annotation, biological process: recognition of pollen; protein phosphorylation. The record is from RefSeq and is a predicted model, not a curated record. Gene Ontology annotation, molecular function: ATP binding; protein serine/threonine kinase activity.